Symbiodinium pilosum is the source of this 477-nucleotide messenger RNA. The record is from the annotation of a GenBank genome assembly. Lineage: Eukaryota; Dinophyceae; Suessiales; Symbiodiniaceae.
AUGACCUGCAGCGGCAUGGCACUAGCGCCGUUCCGGACACUCUUGCGGGCGCGAGAGAGUGGUUCCCUUGCAGGCAUGGACACGCGAUCCUGGCCACUCUACUUCUUCAACGGCAUCACCUGGUCUUUCUAUGCCGUCAUGCUGGGUGACAUGUACAUGCUGCUAGCGAAUGUGAUCAGCGUUGUGAUGUGGAUGUAUUUUUGUAUGGCCGCCAUAAGCUUGCUCUCGCGCGAGGAGGGAGAGCUCGCGCCGCCCGCACCAGACGAUGCUGGCGGGGACGCAGGCCUCCUGACGCGCAAGGAUACGCUGCACAUGCACGGUCUCUCCAAAUCCUACCGCAGGAAGGCCAUCCGCAGCACCGAACAACAGCUGGCCUUCGGCUUGGGGCUGAUGUUCAUCCUGUCCUUCCUAACGCAGGCGACGGGCCAAGGGGGCCUGGAGUUCCUGGACACCUUUACCGUCCAGGAGGGCCCCUAA